AGUCGCGCAUUUCUGUCCGGGGGUGGCGACAAAGUUUUUAAAGUCACGCGGCAUGAAAGUUUAAUUUGUUGUCUCGAGAGGAUGUGCGGGGGUGAAAGGAAAGCUUUGGCAAAACUUUUCACCACGUUUAACUUAUGAAACUAAUAAAUUACACACAUAAGGAUAGAAAUAUUGUUAACUUUCACCUACAGCCCAAAACUUUUUUCCCCCCUCACAAAAUGCAAUAAAAACAGUUGUAUUUUUGGAAUGCAAAAUGCUAUCUGGCAGAAAGUUUAUUUUCCACCUGGUUUUCAGUUUGAUCAAGUCCUUCGAGGCAUGUACAUGUAAUUUCCGUUUCCUGUAGUCACACAAAUAGCUUUUCGUAUAUAACAUAGCUUCUAAACAAAAUGACUACUUCUCCCAAUGAGGACAAGUCCUCAGUUGUACCAUUUCUUAAUAAGACGCCGAGUCAGCAGAAGUUGGGGAAGGAAAUGGGGGAAGUUUCGGGAAAUGAUGAGUAUGAGAGUUGGAUGAAAUCACGACUGUUGCAACGGCCAGAAGAUCAGUUGGAUCUCACAGAAGCGGAGUUGAGUGAAGAAGUUCCGAAGUUGCUGACAACAGAAAAUACAAAUAUUGUCAAGAAUCUCGUGAUCUACAGCUUCAAGGAUGGAGGAUUUGUCAGUGCACCUUCUAUGGGAAAUACUGUGACUUUAUUUCAAUUUGAAGGAUCAUCACUUCAUGUGGAUUCUCCAGAAGCUAAGGCCCAAAUGGCCAAUAUGGGAGAAGAGGAAGUUGAAGAUGAGUCAGAAAAGGUGGAGGAGAAAUUACCAACACUCGAACAGGAUAUUCAGGAGGUAGAUAAGGAGGUGGAUCCUGAUGGAGAAGGAGUCGAUGGUGAAGCAGCUGAUGAGGAAGUUCUGGAUGAUGAACCUGGUGCAUCUCAAGCUGGUCCCAAGAAGAAACUCAUCAAUCAGUUCAAUUUCUGCGAAAGAGCGGCUCUUACGUUUAACAAUCCCUAUCGUACUGUGGAGACUCAAACUAUUCCACCUCCACGAUCUACUUUUGGCGGGAAUGUCCUUCAAUGGGUGAUCUACGAUUCCUAUGCUGAAGAUUACGCGCAACAGCAAAAGGAAAGGGAAAAGGAUACCAAAAAGCCUCCACCGAAGAAGGAUGAAUCGAAGAAAAAGGAAGAUAAAACAAAAGCUUCAGAACAACUUAAUAAGAAGUAUCUACAGAGUUGGCAGAUUCUCGAGAGAAUGGUCAAUCAAAAUAUUUACGACGAAAUUGCUCAAGAUUACCGUUAUUGGGAAGAUCCUUCUGAUGAAUUUAGAGAGGAAGAGGGAACUCUUCUUCCUCUGUGGAAAUUUUCUUACGAAAAGACAAAGAAGCUAAGUGUAACGGAUGUUUGCUUCAACACUCUCUACUACGAUCUCUUUGCUGUGUGCUUUGGUUCAAUGGAUUUUGUAAAGCAAUCUGCUGAAGGAUCGGUCUGCUUAUUCACCAUGAAAAACCCAUCCUUUCCGGAUUAUCGCAUUUGGACUGAAAGUGGGGUCAUGUGUUGCGAUAUUCACGUAAAGUAUCCCUAUCUUCUUGCAAUUGGAAUGUACGAUGGAAAUGUGGCCGUAUACAACUUACAAGCUAAUAUGCGAGAGCCUAUGUAUAUGUCUCAAGGAGUCAAUGGGAAGCAUUUGGAAUGCGUGUCAGAGAUCAAAUGGGGUCCGGAUAUGACGGAUGGUGAACUCAAUUUUUACUCUGCAUCGACAGAUGGAAGAGUCUUCAAUUGGGUACUAAUGCAGAAUAAGCUGGCCAUAACGCCAAUCAUGACACUCUAUCUCGAUCGUGAUCUCGGUGGAUGUCCUGAUGGAACGGACAUUAAACUCAAGGGCUGCGCAACUUGCAUGGUUUUCCAUCCUACAAAUUCAGAGAUCUUUCUUGUAGGAACUGAAGAGGGACUGAUAUUCAAGUGCAGCACUGCUUACAGUUCUAAGUACCUGAUGACCUAUCAGGCUCACUAUUUGCCUAUUUAUCGGAUUGAUUUCAAUAAAUACAACUCAAACAUCUUUGCUUCGUGCUCUGGAGAUUGGAGGAUUAAAGUCUGGGAAGAUAUGAGAGGAGAACCCUUGUUUAUCUUUGAUUUAGCCGCUAGUGUUGGAGAUGUUAAAUGGGCUCCAUAUUCUAGUACUGUAUUUGCAGCAGUUACCACCGAAGGAAAGGUUUUUGUUUUCGACUUGAAUGUGAACAAGUAUAAGCCAAUCUGUAUUCAAGCUGUAGUGUCAAGAAAACGAAACAAACUUACACGAUUGGCUUUCAAUCAAAAACUUCCCUUUAUCAUUGUUGGAGACGAUAAGGGAACCACAAUCUCACUGAAAUUGUCGCCUAAUCUUCGAUUGAAGGUGAAACCACCGAAGAAGCAGCAAUGGAUGGAUCAAGCGACUUUGGAAGCUCAAAAAUUGGAGAAGCUUCUCUCAUUGGUACGAGAACUUCCUGAAGGCGAGAAAAUCAAGGAUACAGCCACAACUGUAGCUUCUGGACGAAAUUAGUUGAACUUGUUGUAAAGAAUCUCGUACAAGUCUAUUAUUCAAGCACUCGAUAUGUACAAUAAAAGAACUCUUAAGGAG
This is a messenger RNA of Phlebotomus papatasi, 2597 nucleotides long. Its product is annotated as dynein intermediate chain 2, ciliary. Gene Ontology annotation, cellular component: outer dynein arm. Gene Ontology annotation, biological process: cilium movement; outer dynein arm assembly. The transcript is spliced from 13 exons. Gene Ontology annotation, molecular function: dynein heavy chain binding; dynein light chain binding. The record is from RefSeq and is a predicted model, not a curated record. The coding region runs from base 387 to 2519 and encodes 710 amino acids. Lineage: Eukaryota; Metazoa; Arthropoda; Insecta; Diptera; Psychodidae.